Protopolystoma xenopodis is the source of this 237-nucleotide messenger RNA. NCBI's taxonomy places the organism in Eukaryota, Metazoa, Platyhelminthes, Monogenea, Polystomatidea, Polystomatidae. The record is from the annotation of a GenBank genome assembly.
AUGACUGAAGAGGGUGUGCCUAGUGCUGAGUCUUCGGUCGUUGGGUUCAUGCAGCCUGCAACAGGGUGUCCCAGUUCUGGUAUGGUGCCACUCAGUCUAGGCCAGAUUAACCGAAUGGAAGGCUCGAUUUUCAAGUCAACUCCACUUCACUACGUCACUUCGUCCAGGCCUGGCUGCAUUUCCGGCCCGGCCUCCUCGGCUCAUCAACACCCGCAACGAUCCUGUUGUGUUACAUAA